GGUAUUUUGUGAAUUGUAUGCUCCCCGUCCCUUUCCUAAAUGUCUAGUCGGCUUUUUAAACGCACACCCCAGCCAGUCCACUUUUCAUCAGCCGGGACGCUUGUGCACCCUCGGUAGGAUAUUUAUCAGCCCACUCCGGAGCGAUGCUUUACUUCGCUAAACUGCACAGCACGGCGCUGCCAGCGUGUUUCAGCUCUUAAAAGAAGGUGUCGAAAAUGCAGCAGUAUCUCACGACCGGUACAGGUCAUGGGACCGUACCCCAAGCUUGACCCCCCAUCUUUAGAGGUCAAAACGUAAAUUACAGCAUUAGCUCCACCAUGGUGUAUGGACAGGUCCUCCACAGGUUUGGGGUGCAGGGUAAACUAAUUAAUCUGAACGUGGGGGGUUUCAGGCAUAUGAUGGAGCACGACACACUCCUCCGCUUCCCACACACACGACUGGGUCGUCUGCUGGACUGCCGGUCUGAAAAAGCCAUCCUGGAGCUCUGUGAUGACUACUGCCCCACAAACCAGGAGUUCUACUUUGACAGGAACCCUCGUGUCUUCCACUGUGUCCUCAACUUCUACCAUACGGGCCAGAUCCACAUGAUGGAGGAGUUCUGUGUGUUCUCUUUUAGCCAGGAGAUUGAAUAUUGGGGUAUUGAAGAACUCUACAUAGGUCCCUGUUGCAGUAUUCAGUACCAGGAACGCAAGGAGUAUAUUGAGGACAGGGACUGGGACAUAAGAAGUGAUGAGCAGCAGCCCAGCUUUGAUUCCUCCUUUGAGGAGCUGUCUGCCAUGGACAAGGAUCUGGAAAGGUUUGAGGGCACAUGGUGCUCAAACUUCCGGCGCCAAAUCUGGCUUCGACUGGAGGACCCUGGGCAUUCAGUCUCUGCAAAAGUAAUCAUGGUGGCCUCGCUUAGUGUCGUGCUGACAUCAAUUGCCGCCAUGUGUGUUCACAGCAUGCCCGAGUUCCAGCGCCUAGAUUCUAACAAUAGGCCAGUCGAAGACCCGACUCUGGCCGUCCUUGAGAUCGCCUGUGUGGUCUGCUUCUCUGCUGAGUUUUGUAUAAGACUUGCUGUUACCCCAUGCUUGAGAAAGUUCCUGGGAAAUCCCCUGAAUGUUAUUGACUUUGCCUCAAUUUUACCAUUCUAUGCAACGCUGGCAUUUGAGAUGGCGGGCAACGGGAAUGAGGAGGAGAAUGAGAACCUGGAGAAUGUUGGCAAGGUGGUGCAAGUGCUGCGACUGAUGAGGGUCUUCCGCAUCUUGAAGCUGGCCCGUCACUCUGUGGGCCUACGUGCCCUGGGGGCCACCGUGAGACAUAGCUACCAUGAGGUUGGACUUCUUCUUCUCUUCCUUUCUGUUGGGGUUUCCAUCUUCUCUGUACUUAUCUAUUCAGUGGAGAGGGAGGAGGACAAGUCAGAGCUGGGCACUAUUCCUGUAGCCUGGUGGUGGGCUACCAUCACCAUGACAACUGUGGGCUAUGGUGAUGCGUGCCCAGUGACGCCAGCAGGGAAACUGGUUGCCUCCCUGUGCAUCAUCUGUGGGCUGCUUGUGGUGGCUCUGCCAAUCACCAUCAUAUUCAACAAGUUCUCUAAAUACUACCAAAGGAGCAAAGUCAUGGAUGUUGAGCCUUGUGGAAAUAGUGCUGUUGCCCAAGAUCCUAAAUUUCAAUACUGUAAUAUUGGUGACCCAUUUGCUCAGAAGAUGCACUCUUUCUUUGGAACUUUCCCCUCAGUGGGCAUUGAGGGUUCUAUGGUAGAUGAUACCGAUGCACUAAGUAUCCCAGAAUCUGAAGUGGCGUUUGGACCAGUCAUGCUUCAAAAUGGGGAUAUCAAGUAAAAAUGUCUUCCUCUAAUGUGAUUUCAAGUUAAAGUUAUGGGCCAUCAACAUUUAAGGUCAGAACUGGGACUGUUUGCGUCACUUCGCAGUAAUAAACACAAUAAUAAUAUUAACAGCACUAGCAGAACAACACUGCACCAAACAGUGCAUAACUCUGGAAGAAAGCUGUUUAAAUCAGCCUGAAACUACAAUUUGGUUCAGGAUUUGUCAAGAAAAUUGUAAACAUUUACAACUGCAUCCAACUGAGCCGUGAAAUAAAUGCAACAAUAAUAUGCAAAUGUGUGGUCUGAACCAGGAGCAGGUAGAAUUGUGCUUAAACUGAGCUGUGCAUUUUGGUCACUUUCUAAGAUUUGUUACAAGAUAUUUGUUCCAGAGGUACAUAAAAUGCUGUAAUAAAACAUAGCCAUUGUAUUUAUGCUUUACACCAAAAACACAUAUUAUGCAAAAAUACAAGAAAUAUAUUAUUGUAUAUUAAUAUAUUAUUUUCCAUACCCGUAAGUAAGCAU
Paramormyrops kingsleyae is the source of this 2326-nucleotide messenger RNA. Its product is annotated as delayed-rectifier potassium channel regulatory subunit KCNS3-like. Gene Ontology annotation, biological process: action potential; potassium ion transmembrane transport; protein homooligomerization. Gene Ontology annotation, cellular component: membrane; voltage-gated potassium channel complex. Gene Ontology annotation, molecular function: voltage-gated potassium channel activity. The record is from RefSeq and is a predicted model, not a curated record. NCBI's taxonomy places the organism in Eukaryota, Metazoa, Chordata, Actinopteri, Osteoglossiformes, Mormyridae.